ACUAGGAAACUGAAAAAAGUUAAGAUGGCGUCGUGUUGUUGUGGUUAUUAGCAAGCGGUCAUACAUGGUACUGCAAUUGCGUGUUGUACAGCAGCAGGUGGAGGCGACCAGAUGUACCAGUCGUGCCUGAAGUUUGUGGACAGGUUCCUGCACAAGGACCACAAGGGGGGAUCUCUAGGGGUGGGGAGCAACCAGGGGGGACCCCAAGUGUACCACGAGCGUCAAGUGAAGGAGCUGUGUGCCCUGCACGCCCUCAACAACCUGUUCCAAGACGGCACUGCGUUCUCCAAGGGAUCCCUCGACGAGAUCUGCCACAGGUUCUUAUCACCUGACCACCUGGUGAAUCCACAUAAGAGUGUGCUUGGACUCGGUAACUACGACGUCAAUGUGAUUAUGUCUGCGCUGCAGUUGAGAGGUUAUGAAGCCAUCUGGUUUGACAAAAGAAAAGACCCAAGCUGCAUUGACACCUCCAAGAUAGUUGGCUUCAUUUUGAAUAUUCCGAGCGAAAUGAGAUUCGGAUUUCUUCAGUUCCCACUCAGCCGUAAGCACUGGAUUGCUGUGCGAGAAAUCGGGGGAACCUUCUACAACCUUGAUUCCAAGCUGGACUCUCCUAUUGCAAUAGGAAAGGGUGCUGAGCUGCUACGCUACCUGCGGGACCAAGUGAAGUGCAAAGAUCGAGAGAUAUUCAUAGUGGUGACACAAGAAGUGGGACGUACAAAAGGGUGUUACUUUGAUUCACGAACUACACCACCUCAGCCAGCUCCCAGCCGUAGUGCCACAAACUGUGCUUCCAGCUCCUAGCUGCUAUGUUCACCUCUUUUGCUAGUCACAGUGAGAGCUCUGGUUCGACAGACACAAAUGGCCAAGCAUUGUGGCCACUCACACUUAGUACUGUGGUGCACUGCUGGAAGUGUUUCAUACACCAGAUAUACUGGCAAGUGCUAACCAGUACUUGAAGAAGCCUCUGCUGAAGCAAAAAUUAUGUGGAGUGCAAUACAGACGUGCUCCAAGGAAGCUAGGAGGGAAGUGGUCCUAGCUUGUCACAAACGAGUGAAUGGUUCCAUGAUGCAAUCAUGUCUCAAGCGUGCAAAUAUUGAUUACGAUGUGAUACAAAAACAGCAAAUGCUUGGGAUGUGUCACGAGUCAGCAAACAUUACGAUGCAUAUGAUACAAACAAGUUCACUGUACCACAUCUGCACUGCAUCAGGACUGUGCACUAUAGCUUGCAAGCUGCUACAAAGAAAAGCCAACUUAUAUCUGCGUGAGGGUUGCAAAAUUCUAAUGCAAGCACAGUUUCUGAAAAUUUUAGUUGUGUGUACCGGUGCAAGAUAGUUUGAUUUGUCAUCACAUUCUAUUACGGGUUGAACCAACGUCCAAAAUGACCUUUCUGCCUUAACUUUAUUGUGUAAAUAGUGUUUCUGCUAUAUAUAUGUGGAUCUAUAUAUAUAAUGCUUUCCGUCUUGAUGACACAAAAAAUAUACAAAGUGCUUUUGACAAGA
Messenger RNA from Ornithodoros turicata, 1499 nucleotides. Its product is annotated as josephin-1-like. Bases 112 to 801 code for a protein of 229 amino acids. The record is from RefSeq and is a predicted model, not a curated record. NCBI's taxonomy places the organism in Eukaryota, Metazoa, Arthropoda, Arachnida, Ixodida, Argasidae. Gene Ontology annotation, biological process: protein deubiquitination. Gene Ontology annotation, molecular function: cysteine-type deubiquitinase activity. The transcript has 5 exons.